AUGGCGCAGACAUUGGGCUUCGAUGGCUCCAUGAUGAAUGGAUUGAACAUCUUGCCUUCCUACACAGAUUACUUCACCCUCACCACAGCAACGUUGGCACUCAACACUGCGUCCGUCUGGAUGGGCAGCGUUCUUUCCGUCUUCUAUGCCAGAGUGCCUGACACGAUUGGAAGAAAAUGGGCUUUGUUCUUCGGCGCCCUCCUUACCAUCAUUGGGGUUAUUAUCCAGACGGCCGCACAAAACAUUGCCAUGUUCGUCAUCGCCAGAAUCAUCAUUGGCUUCGGAACAGGUGCUUCAUCCAUUGCUGGUCCUGUUUAUCUGGCCGAGACGCUUCCUGUCCGUUAUCGCGCUUGGGGUUUGGGCAUCUUUUACGACUUUUGGUAUGUUGGUGGUCUCAUUGCUGCCGGCGUCACUUACGGCACCGCCAAAAUGGACUCGACAUGGGCGUGGCGGACUCCAUCCCUUCUUCAGUGCCUGUUCAGCUUCAUGUGCAUUGCAAUCCUGCCUUUCGUGCCCGAGAGUCCUCGAUGGCUCGUGUCUCAAGGCCGCAACGAUGAGGCUCUGAUUGCGCUCGCGAAGACCCAUUCCAAUGGCAAUAUCGACGAUGCCGUCGUUCUCCUCCAACACCGUGAAGUCACAGACACUCUCAGAUUCGAGAAGACGUACGAAUCGCCUUCGUUCAUAAAGCAGCUCACCAACAGUGCCUCCACCCGCAAGAGAGUCUUCCUCGUCAGCACUGUUGCCAUCUUCUGCAUGUUGUCCGGAAACAACAUUGUCUCCUACUAUCUCGGUACCAUGCUUGAACAGGCCGGCGUGACAGACUCGACAACACAACUCGAAAUCAACAUCAUCCUCAACGCCUGGUGUCUUGUUAUCUCGAUCAUCGGUACAAUGAUGUCUGACAAGCUUGGUCGCAAGACACUGGCAGCUAUCUCAACUGCCGCGUUGACCGUGUUCCUCUUCAUCGUGGGCGCCAUGACCAAGGUCUACGGUAACUCGACUUCGCACGCGGGCGUUUACGGUACCGUGGCAUCGAUCUUCCUGUUCCAAGGAGCUUACAGCUUUGGCUGGACGCCUUUGACCGUUCUUUACCCACCAGAGGUCCUCAACUACAGUAUUCGGUCGGUCGGUAUGGCUUGGUACACGUUCCUGGUCAACGGUGUUGGGUUGAUGGUGACAUUCGCCUUCCCAUUCGCCCUGGAUGCCAUUGGUUGGAAGACAUACAUGAUCAACGGUGCAUGGGACGUGCUCGAGUUGGUGGUCGUGUUGAUCACCUGGGUCGAAACCCGAGGCAGGACGCUUGAGGAGAUUGAUGAGAACCUUGACGGUGUGGUACACAGCGAUGUGCCCAAGUUGCAGACCAUCUUGGGUGUGCCGGAGGCGGAGCGGGAGGGGAUUGUCAACGCCUUGGAGAUGUCGACAAAGGAGGUCGAGGCGCGCGGAACAGUCACUGAGGUGGCAAGGGAAUAG
Messenger RNA from Exophiala viscosa, 1470 nucleotides. Its product is annotated as MFS sugar transporter-like protein. The record is from RefSeq and is a predicted model, not a curated record. NCBI's taxonomy places the organism in Eukaryota, Fungi, Ascomycota, Eurotiomycetes, Chaetothyriales, Herpotrichiellaceae. Gene Ontology annotation, molecular function: carbohydrate:proton symporter activity. Gene Ontology annotation, cellular component: membrane. The transcript is spliced from 2 exons. Gene Ontology annotation, biological process: transmembrane transport; carbohydrate transport. Bases 1 to 1470 code for a protein of 489 amino acids.